CAGGGUUCGUCGCAGAACAAGAAUAUGUCUGGAAACAAAGAUAACUCCGCUCCCGUCACACACAGAACUAGAUUGGAAAGGCUUCUGCGCGAUAGAGAAGUUAGGAAAUUCAGUAAGAAUUUCAAUCCAACUGAGGAGUUAAGCGAUGGUGUCAAAGAAGCUGAGCUAUUUGCUAAUGAUUCAGUUACAAAAGAAACCGAAACUCAUGGUCCACUUCAUGAGGACACAUCUUUAGAAGAGGUAAAUGUAUGUGAACGGCCUCGGCGUCCCAAACAACGUUUACUGGUGGUUGCCAACAGCCUGCCAGUCUCUGCAAUUAGGAAGGGUCAGGAUUCAUGGAAACUUGAGAUAAGUGUAGAUGGACUAGUCAAUCCACUUCUGGGGGUGAAGGAGUUUGAGGCCAGAUGGAUUGGUUGGGCUGGUGUAAAUGUUCCUGAUGAAAUUGGACAAAAAGCAUUAUCUACAGCUUUGGCUGAAAAGAAGUGCAUCCCAGUUUUUCUUGAUGAACAUAUUGUCCAUCAAUAUUAUAAUGGGUAUUGUAACAACGUGCUGUGGCCGCUUUUCCAUUAUCUCGGACUUCCACAAGAAGACCGCCUUCCAACCACCCGUAGUUUUCAGUCUCAAUUUGAUGCAUAUAAGAAAGCAAACCAAAUGUUUGCUGAUGUUGUAAACAGACAUUAUGAGGAAGGAGAUGUUGUUUGGUGUCAUGAUUACCAUCUAAUGUUUCUUCCCAAAUGUCUGAAAGAAUAUAACAGUAAAAUGAAAGUUGGUUGGUUUCUCCACACUCCCUUUCCUUCCUCAGAAAUACAUAGGAUGCUGCCAUCUCGUUCAGAAUUGUUGAGAUCUGUUCUUGCUGCUGAUUUAAUUGGAUUCCACACUUACGAUUAUGCAAGGCAUUUUGUAAGUGCUUGUACACGUAUCCUUGGACUUGAGGGGACACCUGAAGGAGUAGAGGAUCAAGGAAAGCUGACUCGUGUAGCUGCGUUUCCUAUUGGGAUAGAUUCUGAUCGGUUCAUCAGAGCCUUGGAACUCCCCCAAGUCCAGGAUCACAUUAAAGAACUUAAGGAUAAGUUUUCAGGCAGAAAGGUAAUGCUAGGUGUUGAUCGUCUUGAUAUGAUCAAAGGAAUUCCGAGGAAGAUUUUGGCAUUUGAAGAGUUCCUUGAGGAAAAUCCAGAGUGGCGUGAUAAAGUAGUUCUGCUACAAAUUGCUGUGCCAUCAAGGACACACGUUCCUGAACAUCAAAAGCUCACGAGCCAAGUUCACAAGAUUGUUACGCGUAUUAAUGGAAGAUUUGGAACCCUUACUGCUGUUCCCAUUCAUCAUCUGGAUCGAACUCUUGAUUUUCAUGCAUUGUGUGCACUUUAUGCUGUUACUGAUGUGGCACUUGUUACAUCUUUACGGGAUGGAAUGAAUCUUGUUAGUUACGAGUUUGUUGCUUGCCAAACUUCCAAGAAAGGGGUCCUCAUCCUGAGUGAGUUUGCAGGUGCAGCACAGUCUCUCGGUGCUGGUGCUAUACUGGUGAACCCGUGGAAUAUCACAGAAGUUGCUUCUUCAAUUAGUUAUGCUUUGAAUAUGCCAGCGGAUGAAAGAGAGAACAGGCAUAACCAUAACUUCAGGCAUGUGACAACUCACACAUCACAAGAGUGGGCUGCAACGUUCGUGAGUGAACUCAAUGACACCAUUGUUGAAGCUCAAUUAAGGACAAGACAAGUUCUACCCUUGCUUCCUAUCCACGAUGCAGUUGAACGAUAUUUGCAAUCUAAUAAUCGUUUGCUUAUUCUGGGAUUCAAUGCAACUCUCACUGAACCAGUGGAUAGCUUAGGUAGAAGGAGUGGUCAAAUUAGAGAAAUGGAACCUAGAUUGCACCCAGGACUAAAAGAACCUUUGAAGAAACUUUGUGAUGAUCAAAUGACAACUAUUGUUGUCCUCAGUGGAAGUGAUAGAACCAUUCUGGAUGAAAAUUUUGGAGGAUACAAUAUGUGGUUGGCAGCAGAAAAUGGGAUGUCUUUACGUCUUACAACUGGAGAGUGGAUGACAACAAUGCCAGAAAAUCUCAAUAUGGAUUGGGUUGACAGUGUAAAGCAUGUUUUCGAGUAUUUUACGGAAAGAACACCACGAGCUUAUUAUGAGCUUCGAGAAACUUCUCUCGUAUGGAAUUACAAGUAUGCAGAUGUUGAGUUUGGAAGACUUCAAGCAAGGGACAUGUUGCAGCAUCUCUGGACAGGACCAAUUUCCAAUGCAGCAGUUGAUGUUGUUCAAGGCGGCCGCUCUGUGGAGGUUCGAGCAGUUGGUAUUACGAAGGGUGCAGCAAUAGAUCGUAUUUUAAGACAAAUUGUUCAUAACCAAGGCAUGCGGACACCCAUAGACUAUGUCCUUUGUGUUGGUCACUUUCUGGCGAAGGAUGAAGAUAUCUAUACAUUUUUUGAGCCGGAGCAUCCCAGCGAAUCACCUGGUAUAGUAAGAACCAAGUCUGUGCCAAAAGUUCCAUAUGGUGGAAGCCGUGCCCAGUAUCACCGUCAGAAACAACGCUCCUUGUCAACUUUAGAAGGGAACACUGCGGGAAGUGCUGGUUGGCGGCCAAUUGUUAGUGACAGAGUUUCAGAGCAUGAAGGUUCUUCUAUACUUGAUCUUAAGAGGGAGAACUACUUCUCUUGUGCUGUUUCGCGUAAACAAUCAAUUGCUCGAUAUCUCCUUGGAACUUCAGAUGAUGUUGUGGCACUCUUAAAGCAGAUGGCAGAUUCCUCUUCAUUAACUUGAUUUGCAGUUUCCCUGGUCUUGCCCUUGCAUUGACGUUGGAGGUUUGAGAACUUAAUAAAAGGAGCGUUGAUUGUGGAUAUUUUGCAGAGUCUUUGUCUUGGAGUUAAAGAACAAUUACUUAGCUUUACAUUUUGAUUGAACUCCAUCGGAGAAACUUAGAAUUUUGUAUGUGCUCAUUUUGGGCCAUAUAAUCCGAUUUGUUUAAUGAUAUCACAUUGUGGAAAAAAUUUAAAAAAAAAAAAACCCAGAAACUAUUUUUUAAUAUAAAACAAGAAUA
Manihot esculenta (cassava) is the source of this 3034-nucleotide messenger RNA. Its product is annotated as alpha,alpha-trehalose-phosphate synthase [UDP-forming] 1. Gene Ontology annotation, cellular component: cytosol. Bases 25 to 2757 code for a protein of 910 amino acids. Gene Ontology annotation, biological process: trehalose biosynthetic process. Lineage: Eukaryota; Viridiplantae; Streptophyta; Magnoliopsida; Malpighiales; Euphorbiaceae. Gene Ontology annotation, molecular function: alpha,alpha-trehalose-phosphate synthase (UDP-forming) activity. The record is from RefSeq and is a predicted model, not a curated record. The transcript has 18 exons.